Centropristis striata (black sea bass) is the source of this 1584-nucleotide messenger RNA. RefSeq lists its product as uncharacterized. Bases 388 to 1278 code for a protein of 296 amino acids. The record is from RefSeq and is a predicted model, not a curated record. Lineage: Eukaryota; Metazoa; Chordata; Actinopteri; Perciformes; Serranidae. Gene Ontology annotation, molecular function: RNA polymerase II cis-regulatory region sequence-specific DNA binding; DNA-binding transcription factor activity, RNA polymerase II-specific. Gene Ontology annotation, biological process: anatomical structure morphogenesis; cell differentiation; regulation of transcription by RNA polymerase II. The transcript is spliced from 4 exons.
GGAAAAGACUGAUAUGAAACAGCGCAGAUUAAUACCUUACACUUAACGAUCGGGAUGACAGGAGCACGCUGUGACUCCAGUAAGACUCCUAGAUUUACUAAAGACUUUCAGUUUUUAUUCUGGGACUGGGGAAACCGUCUGGUGUAAGCCCAGCAUAACCCUGCUACUUAACAGACCCCAAAGGCAGCUGCAGCUUCAAUCAAAGACAAGUGAAAUCAGCUGGUGCAGUGUUUGGUCAAAAUGGAAACCUGCAGAGUCAAGUCCUGAACUCAAGUCGAAAGCAUUCAGCAAAGGACUUAUAACCAGAGCUGCUCAUGUCAGGUCCACAUCUGCUCUCAGUGAGGUUGUGAUCACACUUCAGGCUCCUCUGAUUCUCCAGCAAACAAGAUGCAGAACAGGACUGAGAAGUUGGGAGCUCAGCUGCCUCUCUUUGUUCCAGCCAGCAGCUCUCAGCGAGGUCUGUUCAGGAAGAGCACCACAUACCUGGCUAAGAUCGCUGUCGUCCUGCAGGACGCUCCCGGCAAGAUGCUCACCUUUACUCAGCUGAUGGACAGACUGGCACCGUUCAUCUCUGAAGACAGAAAAUCUGUUGAGAACAACAUCAGAGUUUGUUUAUCCACCAACAAGUGUUUUGUGAAGAUCCCGGUGGUCCCAGAUUCACUGGACAGUAAGAGGAACUACUGGAAACUGGACCCCAGUCAGAUCACAGCAAAGAUGGUGCGUCGUCACUUCAAAGGAAUCCUGCAGCUCUUCCCUGAGCUGGCCUCCAAAGUGGAGACGGAGAACAGCAGCAGAGCAUCGGAGCACUGCUCAGCUCUGCACUUUCCAGAAGCUGCAGCCUGCAGAGCCGUCCACAUCACGUGUGAGGUGAAGUUCAGCAGUCCUUUCUCCAUCGAGUCCCUCCUGAAGAGAGACAGUCCCUCUGCUCGGGCCUCCAGAGCUUCUCCUCUGUCCAGUGUGCCGGUCAGAGCGGAGCAGCAGCCUGGCUCCACACACACACGAGUUGGGACAAAGAGGAGCUUCAGCCGGGACCCUGAGGAGCCUCUCCUCCUUCAGGCUCCAGCUGGAAGUUCCUCCAUCUGCUCGACAGGGGGCAGCACACACCAUGGACUCACUGCUAGCAGAGCUGCUCAGUCCAUCAAGAGGAUACCAGCGUGCACUGAGUCCUCGUUCCCUGUCUACAGCAGAGCUGCUGCUUAUUACACCAGCACACACAGCAGUUACAUCACAUACUCUGUUCCUACGUUUACCCAUGAUGCUCUCCGCUUUCGUUUGUAAAAGUACUUCAGAAUUUCACUUUUAUAUAUGUUAUAUGUUUUUGAGUGGGCCGCACACUUCAGAGAGAUUUUUCUCAGACACACACUUUAAAACCACACAAGCCCCACAAAUGGUCUCAUGUGUGUCGAAUUGUGUUAUAUUUCUUAUCUGUGGCUGUAUUUCGUUGGCAGUCAAAACCUCCUGAAGCCCUACUUGAUUAGCUUUGUGUAAUAUGUUUACUGAGAUAUUUUAUAUAUUUUUUUUACACUGGCUCUUUUGUGUUUGAGGUCAGCGUCUGACCACAAGAGGACAGCAUAGUAUUUCAAA